This is a messenger RNA of Ceratotherium simum simum (southern white rhinoceros), 1175 nucleotides long. The record is from RefSeq and is a predicted model, not a curated record. NCBI's taxonomy places the organism in Eukaryota, Metazoa, Chordata, Mammalia, Perissodactyla, Rhinocerotidae.
CUCCACUAUGGAUAGAGCCUCUACGGAGCCAGAAGCUGCCUGCCUGCCACAGACCCAGCUGACAUGGGGACAGUGGGAGCUACGCAGUGUUGGUGCUGGGUGAUCCUCGGCUUCCUCCUACUCCAAGGCCACAACUCCCAGCCUUCCACAACGCAGCCCUCUAGUCCUCAGGGGUACUUCAGCAGUCUAAGUCUGACCAUAAAGCCAACCUCUCUAAGUGAGUAUGAUAGGCCUUCCUCAGAGACUAACAGCCCAAGCCUUCCCUCCAGCACAAGUACCCCAGCAGAUUCAAAAGAGGCCUCACAAGCCUCCAUCGUAGCCGGUAAACCCGUGACGCCAAGGUCAAGCUCCGUGGACGGUCACUCCCCGUCCUUGAUGGGCCUGACCCCAUCACAGACACAGAAGCUCACAUCAGGACUUGAUACAAGUGUCCCAAGCAGUGGCAGCAGCAGUGGCAGCACAAGUGGAGACAUCUCUCAAAAUGUUACUCCCAAAUCAGCUACUAUGAGCCUGAGGACAACACAAGACUCAACCAUCCUGCCCAGCCCCACGUCAGAGACCGUGCUUACUGUGGCUGCAUUUGGUGUUAUCAGCUUCAUUGUCAUCCUGGUGGUUGUGGUGAUCGUCCUAGUCGGUGUAGUCAGUCUAAGGUUUAAGUGUCGGAAGAACAAGGAGUCUGAAGAUCCCCAGAAACCUGGGACUUCAGGGCUAACUGAAAGCUGCUCCACAGCCAAUGGUGAGAAAGACAGCAUCACUCUCAUCUCCAUGAAGAAUAUCAACAUGAAUAACAGCAAAGGACGCACCUCAGCAGAGAAGGUUCUUUAAAAGCAACUUUGGGAUCCCCAUGGGUCCGAGGAUGAUGCAGCUGCCCUGUGACUGUAAGGAGGAAGGUGAUGGGAUUGAUAGAGGCAAUGAACCACAUAUAAAUUAUUUUGUUUCACACCUACUCCCAGAUCUAAAGGACACACAUUCCUCCAGAUCUGGGAGCAAGCUACCAACAUGAGAGACUCUUUCCCAAAUGCACAGCCAUUCUAGAAACACAGCUUGCUCCUCCCACCUUCUCAAAGAGACAGGAAGGAGGAGUCUACAGAACAACAGCAAGGAAAAUGACAAAGUGGAUUGGUCCUUUCUACUUUGUAUUAAAAUUAUGUUCUGGCCUGCAGUCUAAUUUCUUU